Messenger RNA from Tupaia belangeri chinensis (Chinese tree shrew), 1473 nucleotides. RefSeq names its product OTU deubiquitinase 6A (gene OTUD6A). Gene Ontology annotation, biological process: protein K33-linked deubiquitination; protein K27-linked deubiquitination; protein K11-linked deubiquitination. The transcript has a single exon. The coding region runs from base 92 to 1411 and encodes 439 amino acids. Lineage: Eukaryota; Metazoa; Chordata; Mammalia; Scandentia; Tupaiidae. Gene Ontology annotation, molecular function: cysteine-type deubiquitinase activity. The record is from RefSeq and is a predicted model, not a curated record.
AGCUCAGGCUGAGAAACUUGUUCAGUGGCUCUUAGCAGUAGCUGACUCAUUAAGGUCACCAAACUUCAGUUCCUGCCUGUCAAUAAACAUCAUGGAAGAUCCACAGAAUGAAUAUCAGCGGAUGACACGACGCCACCACCGCGAAAAGAAAGAACUACAGAUGCGUAUUCAGAGCAUGAAAAACUCAGUCCCCAAGAGCGACAAGAAAAAAAGAAAGCAGUUGCUUCUAGACGUGGCCCGCCUUGAGGCUGAGAUGGAGCAGAAGCACCAGCAGGAACUGGAGAAGUUUCAAGACAGCUACCCUGACUACGGCGACAUUGGUUCUAUCACUGACGAUCUGGCCAAAAUGGAUCUCGAGAACCAGCCUCCUCGAGUCUGCAGGGCACAGAAAAGGCGAGAAAGACGGGCAGCCCUCCAUAGAGAGCGCCUGGAGAGGAUCGCAGAGGUCGAGAUGGAGCACGUGGAGAGGCUGAGUUGUGAGGAGGAGAAGAAGCUGGCGGUCAUCUUGCGAGCCAAGAACCUGAAAAUGAAGGCUAUCCCAGCCGACGGCCACUGUAUGUACCACGCUAUUCAAGACCAGCUGGUGUUCUCCACGACCGUGGAGAACCUACGAUGUCGCACCGCGGAGUACAUGCAGAAACAUAUCGACGACUUCUUGCCCUUCUUCAGUGACCCUGACACCGGUACCGCCUACACCCGCGACGACUUCAUAAACUAUUGUGAAGAAAUUGUGCAUAGUGCGUCGUGGGGAGGCCAGCUGGAGUUGAGGGCCCUGUCACACAUCCUGCAGACCCCCAUCGAGGUGAUACAGGCCGAUUCACCCGUCGUCGUUAUAGGGGAGGAGUACAGCAAGAAGCCGAUCACCCUCGUCUACCUACACUACGCCUGCAACCUAGGGGAGCACUACAACUCAGUGAUGCCGCUGAAGGUCUGCGCUGCGGGGGGGAGCGGGUGGCCCAGUCGGCUGCCCAGUUGGCGGUGCAGAGGGUGGCGCGGUCAGCGGAGCAGUUGGUGGCGUGGCCAGGUGUCUCUACUAGUCCUCGUCUCACCUCAGAGCGCUGUGGUAGUGGUGGCAGUGGCUGUCGCCAUCGCUGCAACUGCUGCAAUUGCAUUUGGAAAGAAGCAGCUACUAUGUCUCCUCAGUAGGCCCUAUUUGAUUUUCUGUGUUUCUGCUUUUACUCAAAUUUCCAUCCCACCCCCUUCCCCACCCUUGCCCUGGCUUUCUUACUGCCAUCCUUCUCUCCUCUUCUUCCUUUGUUGCUUCUUUCAAGGGGUGGGGGACGGAAAAGUGAUUAGGAGGAAAAUACCUGCUUUGUAUAACCCAAGGGGCAUAACUUUAAUAAACUCCGGCACCUUAGCACCUCGGCUCCUUCUUGCCUGUGAGGGUCUUUGCCUCCCACUCACAUACUAAGAAUUGCUCAUGUUUCAAAUAACUUUGGGAUAAACACUGACUUGGUUUGACACAUUCUGAAC